CCUCAGGAGACCAGGUAUCUGUAGGCUGCUGACAGGACAGCGUUUCAGGGCUGGCUAGGGCCCUGGCAACUCUGGAGCCGAGUGGCGGGUGCAGCCAGGCAGUGGCAGGGUCUACUCAAAGACGGGCGGCAGCCCCCCAUUCCCCAGAAGUGAGGCACGGGCGCUGCUGGACAGGAGCGUGCUGCAGGUGGCGGGCUCAAGCAGCUGUGUGAAGGGGCACGGGGGCAGCUGGGGUGCAGACGGGGCGGGGCCCCCACCUCCUCCCGGCUCCUCUUUGGGACCCUGUGGCCGGCUGUGGCCCUCCCUGGCCUGGCCCUGGGAAUGGUUUCACUGCCAGCACUGGGGCCAGUGAGCCCCACAGCCCCGCAUGGUCAGCAGUGUCUCAGUGAAGUGGGUUCCUCUUUUCAUUCUAGGCUGGUGCAAUGUGAGCAGGCAUGUGCUGACCGGGCAACAGCCAGGCCUGAAGACGAGCUACUCACAGACCUGCCGGGCCUCCUGCUCCGGCCGUGGGCACAGGAGGUCUCAAGCCCCUUCUGGCUCCAGGUUCAGAGCAGAACAUUCAGAGGAGGAGGGGGUCGCCCCACCUGCGAGGCCUGCCUUCCCUGGGAUGGGCUCGGAGGAGCUGCGGCUGGCCUCGUUCUACGACUGGCCACCGACCGCCGUCGUUCAACCAGAGCUGCUGGCUGCUGCCGGCUUCUUCCACACCGGCCGGCAGGACCAGGUGAGGUGUUUCUUCUGCUGCGGAGGUCUGCAGAGCUGGGAGCGAGGGGAUGAGCCCUGGACUGAGCAUGCCAGGUGGUUCCCCAGGUGUGAGUUCCUGCUCCAAACAAAAGGAAGGGAGUUUGUCUGCAGAGUCCGGGAGGCCUGUGGCCACCUGCUCCACUCCUGGGACCAAUCAGAGGAACCGGAGGAUGCAGCCAGCACCUCGCCUUCAGCUCCUGUCCACCCAUGUCCAGAGCUGCCCACAGCUGGCAGACAGACCCGGCUGGAAGGUGCCAGGGAGCCAGGUGGAAUCCAGGCCCCAAAGGUGCCCCUGGGUCCUCGAGCCCCCGGAGCCCAGGAUGCAGAGGAGCAGCUGCAGCACCUGCGGGAGGAGCGGACCUGCAAGGUGUGCCUGGACCGGGCCGUGCGCGUGGUUUUUGUGCCCUGCGGCCACAUGGUCUGCACCGAGUGUGCGCCCGCCCUGCAGCUGUGCCCCGUCUGCAGGGCCCCCAUCCGCAGCUGCGUGCGCACCUUCCUGUCCUGAGCCAGGUGCUGCGGACGCUCCCUGAGGGGGGUGGGGGUGACCAGUUUGGAUGCUUUCCAAGAUUCACAAUAAAGUGGUGGGUUUCCUCCGA
Molecule: messenger RNA, 1337 nt
Organism: Manis pentadactyla (Chinese pangolin)
Lineage: Eukaryota; Metazoa; Chordata; Mammalia; Pholidota; Manidae
Gene: BIRC7
Product: baculoviral IAP repeat containing 7
Exons: 9
Coding region: 368-1246 (292 amino acids)
Biological process (GO): positive regulation of protein ubiquitination; regulation of cell cycle; negative regulation of apoptotic process
Cellular component (GO): nucleus; cytoplasm
Molecular function (GO): cysteine-type endopeptidase inhibitor activity involved in apoptotic process; ubiquitin protein ligase activity
Source: RefSeq, a predicted model, not a curated record